AACGCCAUUAUGUCUGAGCCAUCAUAUUUGAUAAGGGACUUUAAAAGCAACCAAUCUCUUUUAGGAAAUGGGUCUCUCAUCGCUGUUUUUUUGGAACAUGCCUCCAAUUUGUCGAAAUACAUAUUGGAUGACAAAGUGCUUGCAGAUUUGCAGAUUUUUAUUGGAAAAAAGAAGUACGGAGUGGAAUCGCAAAACGCCACGACCAAGUUUUUACUUAUCAUAGCAUAUUCUGUAAUCAUCCUGACAUCUUUCUUCGGGAACGCUCUCGUUUGUCAAGUGAUGUGGAACACGCGGGCACGCACAGUCACAAGUAUGCUUCUUGCGAAUUUGGCAGUAGCCGACAUCCUAAUAACCUUGCUUAACACUCCAUUGACUUUGGUAGGUAUAUCACGCAUUGUCAAAUAUGUAUUUGAAAUCAAACUUUAUGCCAUGUCAACUUUUUCUACUGUCAACAAGGUUCGAUUUGUCACCAGCACCUGGGUCUUUGGUAAAGUAAUGUGCCACAUCUGUCGGUUCGUCCAGUACUGCUCUCUGCACGUGUCAACGCUUACCUUGACUGUUAUAGCACUAGACAGACGCCAGGUAAUCCUACAUCCAUUCAAACCCAGGAUAUCUUUGGCAAGGGGCGUUUUCUAUAUCGUGGCUAUAUGGGUUAUGGCAAGCUGUUUCUCGCUUCCCCACGCUAUUUAUCAGAAGCUUUUCACAUUUGUCUACAGUAAAGGAACUGUCCGGAAUCUCUGCGUGCCGAACUUCCCAGAGCCCUCCGACUUCUACUGGAAGUACUUUGACCUGCUCACGUUCGUGCUUCUCUUCCUCCUCCCGCUCAUCGUCAUCACCGUGGCCUACGCCGCCGUGGCCCGCCGCCUGUGGUGGCGCCGCAACAUCGGCGACGUGACCAUGGAGCAGUACGUGGCCCAGCGGCGGAGGAGGAAACAGACCCUGAAGAUGCUGAUGCUCGUGGUGGUGGUGUUCACCGUCUGCUGGUUCCCUCUGAACUGCUACGUGGUGCUGCUGUCCAGCCAAGCCAUCCGGGGCUCGAACGCCCUUUACUUCGCCUUCCACUGGCUGGCCAUGAGCAGCACGAGCUACAACCCCUUCAUCUACUGCUGGCUCAACAACAGCUUCCGAGCCGAGCUCAAGCGGCUGGUCGCCGUGUGCCGCGGCCGGGGGAGGGGGGGCAGCGACCCGCCUCCUGCCCGUAGGCCGACCCAGGACCAGCGCCGCUCCGCCUGGCCUGACAACAGCAUCCGCUUGUGCCUCGUCGGCCACGCGGACCAGCCGCGGGGGCCCCAGCAGCCUCCGUCGUUCCUGCAGCCCUCCCUCCUGCCCCUCCUCCGGCCUGUCAGAACUGAUAUCAACUCCGUGGAGCCCAUAGUGGAGGUUGGCUGAGCUGUCUGUCCCAGCCCUCCCCCCCCCCCCCCCCCCCCCCCCCCCCCCCC
Molecule: messenger RNA, 1439 nt
Organism: Hypomesus transpacificus
Lineage: Eukaryota; Metazoa; Chordata; Actinopteri; Osmeriformes; Osmeridae
Product: probable G-protein coupled receptor 83
Exons: 3
Coding region: 10-1389 (459 amino acids)
Biological process (GO): neuropeptide signaling pathway
Cellular component (GO): membrane
Molecular function (GO): neuropeptide Y receptor activity
Source: RefSeq, a predicted model, not a curated record